AUGAUGGCGAAACGUAAGACCUCUGAAAGCAAAACGAUAAAUAAUACAAGCCACAAAAAACUGAAACAUAAUCAACCUCAGCUUUUGACAGAAUCAAUCUUCGCGGACAAUACAAACUCAGAGAGCGAAGCAGAAAGCAACAACGAGUUAAAUGAGCCAAAACUAAAAAUCAACAAAGAAUUUGCUAGGAAAUUCGAACAUAACAAAAAAAGAGAAGAAUUGCAAAAAUUGGAAGAUAAAUAUAACAAUCCAGAAAAGGGCAGUGACAGAAUCUAUGGUGAUAAAUACGACGAAGAUUCAGAGUCCUCGAAUUCUGAAGAAGAAGACGAUGCAGGACUACUGGCCACAGAAACUUUAGACGCUGAAAUCUCUGCAACUCUUAAUGCCAUCCGAUCUAAAGAUCCUCAUGUCUACGACGAAAACUUUACCUUUUUUACUCCAAUAGCUGAUGAGAAUGAUUCUAAAUUAGAAGUUGAUGUGGCUGAAAAGCAUAGGCCAAUGUACCUUCGAGAUUAUCAUCGAGAAAAUUUACUCAACAGGCUAGACAGUGGGGAAAAGAGAGAAAAUGAGAGUGAAUCUAACCUAAAUACAUUUGCACAAGAGCAAACUGCACUUCAAACAUCUCUAAUUAAGCAGAUACAUGAAGCUGCUGAAGACGAAUCCGAGGCAGACGAGAAUGGAGGCUUUCUAAUCCCAGAAGUGCAUGAUAAAAAAUUACUGUCUACUAAAGUCUGCAAGGUCCCUCAGUCCAAUAUAGACAUCGAUGUCAACACCGCCCACAAAGAUCCUGAGAAAUUUUUAUCAAAUUUUAUGGCAGCACGUGCAUGGGUGCCGACCGAUAAAUCUCGUUUUCAGCCACUUGAGUCCGAUAAUGAAUCCGAGGAUGACCGUGCUGAAAGGUUUGAAGCCGCUUAUAACUUAAGAUUUGAAGAUCCUACUGGUAGUAAUGAGAUUUUAAAAACCUAUGCAAGAGAUGUUGUGGCAGCAAAAUCUGUCCGAAGAGACAAUGUCAAUAGCCGUAAAAAGCAAAGAACAGUUCGACGUGAUAGGAAAGAGGAAGAGAUGCAAAAACAAAAAGAGGAAAUAAUGCAACUUAAACGCUUAAAAAUCGAAGAAAUGGAAAAUAGGCUCAAAAUGAUUAAGCAAGCUGCUGGAAUACGCGGUCAGAGUUUAAAUCAGGAAAGUCUUUUUAAAUUUUUGGAGGAAGGCUGGGAUGACGAAAGAUGGAAGGACGAGAUGACAAAGUAUUUUGGAGAGGAAUAUUAUGCUGAUAAGGAUCAAGUUUCUGAUGACGCGAUGGAAUCAGAAGCCAAAAGUGAGCGUCAAAAGUUGAAGAAGCCAGAGUGGGAUGAUGAAAUUGACAUUAAUGAUAUCCUUCCCGGAUUCGAAGAAACAGUUCAAACUUCUCACAUAGACUCCCAUUCUGAGAGUGACGCUGACGACCAAAAUGUAGCCACCAGCCUAAAGAUUCGUAAGAUUCAACAACUGGAAAAGCAUGCCAAAAAGAAAUCGGCUCGUAUUGAGCGAAUGAAAAUAGAAGACCUUGUCGAUAGUCAGUUGGACGUUAACUUAAUGACUAGCUCAAAACAAAGGAAUCAGUUUCGCUACCGUGAAACUUCCCCCGUCUCUUUUGGCUUGACUGCGCUAGAUAUCCUAAUGGCGCCAGAGAAGUCACUAAAUCAAUUUGCUGGAAUUAAGAAGAUGGCAACUUUUAGGGAUGUUGAGAAGAAACGAAAAGAUAAGAAACAUCUAGGGAAAAAAUCGCGUCUAAGACAGUGGCGAAAAGAGACAUUUGGGAAUGAAGAAGGUCCAGCAAUGCCAACUAAUGCUAAUAAUACAAAUGUGAUUGUUCCAGCUAAUAAUGAAAGUAAUAUUUUACUGGGAGGGCGGAAGAAAAAACGGUCGAGAAAAGCUAAGGUUAAAGCGACAAUAUAA
This is a messenger RNA of Blumeria graminis f. sp. triticale, 1935 nucleotides long. The record is from the annotation of a GenBank genome assembly. Lineage: Eukaryota; Fungi; Ascomycota; Leotiomycetes; Helotiales; Erysiphaceae.